This is a messenger RNA of Pseudomyrmex gracilis, 2818 nucleotides long. RefSeq lists its product as uncharacterized. The transcript is spliced from 6 exons. Bases 253 to 1239 code for a protein of 328 amino acids. The record is from RefSeq and is a predicted model, not a curated record. Lineage: Eukaryota; Metazoa; Arthropoda; Insecta; Hymenoptera; Formicidae.
CUGGACGCGCUCGGCACUUCUACACGCGUCUGCAACUGUCCGCAAAUAUGUGUGUGUGUGUGUGUGUGUGUGUAAGUAAGCAGCAAGAGAGCAAGCGACUGUGAUUCGUGUACAGUGAGCUACAGUCCGCAAUGGUUUUCAUCUUGUCAGUCAGUCUUUCUGCUCCCACGAGAGGGGGUUGAUCGGCAUCUUUUCCGCGUUUUUCCGCGAUUUACUUGCGAGAGGAGAAACUGUCAUCGCGCCGCGCAAACGAUGAAGUGCGGACGUACGGCAACGACUUGUCGCGCGUCGACGAUGAUACGCAUCGCCCUUGUCGGAAUUGCGGUGGUACACGCAUUGCCCACCGAGCCCUUGCCCUCCACCCUGUUAGACGGCAUCGGUAACGUUGCGAACAGCGCGACCAAUUUUCUAACAGGAUUCAUGAAACGACAAAAAGAACUCUUGCAUCGCGUUACGGAUACCGCAACGAAUCUCAUAACCAAUGCAGUGGAGAGGCCAAGGAACUUAUUGAUCAACGCCACCCGAGUGACUACCGGAUACAUUGACAGUGCAGCUUCGAGAGGAUUUGAGUUCAAGCUGCGAAGAUUCCUGGAGAAAUUCCGUGGACGAAUGCGCAACGGCAUCCCGGAGCUGGGUAUUCCGCCGUUGGAGCCGUUUACGCUCGACGAGAUCGACAUAGACACGGAUAAUCCGGAAAUAGGAAAAGUGCAUUUGGUAAUCGAAGACCUGGAAAUGCGAAAACUCUCGACUUUUCUAAUCGAUCGAGCCAAGAUGUCACUAAUCGGACCUACUAUCGCCGUAAACAUCUCAAUCCCCGAGAUUUACGCGACGGGCCAUUACAAUAUAUCCGGUAUACUGGGAGACACGUACAAAUUGCGCGGCGCGGGUCCCUUCGAGAUGACCGUAAACGAUUUCCGCGCUUACGUAAUCAUCGUGCUGGGCUACGCCCGAGGAGUGUAUCUGAGGAAAUUCGACCUGGACUUUUCGCUGCGCGCCAUCAAGAUACAUCUCCACGACUUCAUGGGUAACGAGGAGGUCGGGCUAAUUAUGAGCAAGGUCUUCGAGGAGCUUACACCAGAAGCGGUGGACAUCAUCAAGCCGGAUAUAUUGCCGGUGAUUCGGGAUUACGUGGCGAACCAAAUAAACGAAACGAUCCAUCAUCUCACUAUGAGGGAUCUGAUUCGCACAUUGCUUGGGGAAUAUGAGUUCGGAGACAUCACGCAUCUAUUGAUACCCUAAUGAGGAGAGACUCGAAAUUGCAAUCACAACACGCGUCGUCAAGUUAAUCCAGUCGGUUGCGCAAUUGCAGUUAAUUACCUGCAGUUAACGAGCUUAACGUGUGUCUGAUGGUGUGUUGAGGACUAUAUCGUUGCUUAAUUAAGUUAGUUACGAGCACAAAUUUACAGCGAGAAAAUACAUCAAUUGGCGUGUUAUCAAAAAUAUAUUUUGUAGAAUAUAUUUUUCUACAAGUAGUGUUUUUUAAGAAAACAAAACUGUGUGUAACGCGCGUAAAGAUCCAGUCUCGCUGAGACUUUGCCAGGAAACAACACAUCGAGCGACGCACACACUUUAGAGCUUACUUGUAGAGCUCGAUUUACGCCGAUUAGUGUACGUGCAACGCGAACGAACGAUACUCGUGAAACGUGUAACGAGUUGAAUUUUCUGAAAAAAUGGUUUUUGGAAUUUGAAUCCGCGUUAGUGUCACUUUUGCAUCGACGUUUGUUUGUUUGUUUGUUUUUUUGUAGACAUUUUAGUUCGCUUCAGCAGGGUUUCAAGAGCAGAGUCUGACGACUUUGAAGCUACUUUUUCUGUUACGUAAUUCGCGCAUAAACGACGAUAACGACUCGAAGGUCGUUGACUCUGUUAUAAUACCUUGCCGACUACACUUCACCUUCGACGAGAUCUUAAAGAGCGAACGAUCGGUUUGUUUGUAACGUUCCAAGUUGCCGAGUUGUCUAAAUUAAUUCGCGUGAUUGUUCUUGAAGAUCCUUUUUUUCGCGCUGAGUAAUUCAAGCUUGUGUCUGAAGAUCUACUUCGAUAUAAAAUUAAAAAUAUAUGUAUAUACUCUGCGAUCUUGUAAAGAAAAGUUUGUAAGAACCUCGUGAGAUACCCCAUGUGUGCGAUUUAAACUGCGGCAAUCCAUCUUGUUAUGUUCGUUAGAAAACAGGCGUGAUUGAAUGCGAAGGCAAUCGACGCGAGGUUUCGCAAUACUUGCCGCGGAUGCACCAGGUGAAAGAGAAUCCCGAUGUUUAAUUCAUCGGUUCGCUUAAGCGCGAGUCUCAUUGCGCAUCUUUAAUUUCUCGUUGAUAAAGAGGAGCAGAAGUAUUACACGACCUUGAACGGUGUCAAUAUAUCUCGUAAUGCAAAACCGAUACCUGAACUAUUCAUUUGUCGAGAUUAAUUCGAUUGACAUUGAUGAUCGAUGAUAAAAGGAGUAAAACACGAAAGAGAGAGAGAGAGAGAGAGAGAGAGAGAGAAAGAGAGAGAAAGAGAAAGAGAUGGUUUUUACAAUGGAGAAAACUGUGAUUGAGAACGUUCGCUGUAUAGAAUUUUCGAUGGCGUUAUACAGGGUAAGGCACUCGAUCCUUUUAGCGUGUGCCAUAUAUCGCGCAUCAAUUUUCAUCAGUUGCUAUAAAAAAAAUUUGGUGGAAUCUUUGAAAAGCGUGAAUCAAAAUAACCGCACACAAAGAAAUUGUUUUACACCGAGAUUUUUAUCGUUGCUUUAUUUUUCUGGUUGCACACAAAAAAACCAUAAUAAAUUUUACUAAAAAAGACAAUUUAAUAAUAUUUGCAAUUGUAUAAAAAAAAAGAGACAUAU